Molecule: messenger RNA, 3549 nt
Organism: Dermacentor albipictus
Lineage: Eukaryota; Metazoa; Arthropoda; Arachnida; Ixodida; Ixodidae
Gene: Lztr1
Product: Leucine zipper like transcription regulator 1
Cellular component (GO): Golgi apparatus
Molecular function (GO): protein binding
Source: RefSeq, a predicted model, not a curated record
CUACUUGUGUUUGUUGACAUAUCGUGGGUUGCACGGUGGGUUGUUCGCUGAACUCUUACUGUGAAAUGCUGUGACUUUACAUGUGGUUUUUUUUGCGUACCCAGGCAAACGCAUUUGCCAUCAAUGACAUUUAUCCACCGUAUUGCACCUUUUGGCUGUGCGGAAACGGCUUGAAAGACAAGUUUGCUGCUUUCAGCCUGCAGGUCACUGGAGAACCUACUGAUUCACUGUUUGACUCUGCGAUAUCCAUAUAACCGAGCACACCAUUGAUUGGUAUAAGACGUUUCUGACAUGGCCAUUGCAAGGCCGCCAGGGUUGGACUUCGAUUACAACUGGCCAGAGAGUGCGGAAUGCCUUACGCUUGACUUUGGACCCUUUGAGACUGUGCACCGAUGGCGUCAGAUGCCACACUGUGACGAAUUUGUGGGAGCAAGGAGGAGCAAACAUACAGUCGUGGCAUACAAAGACGCAAUUUAUGUCUUUGGUGGCGACAACGGGAAGCAGAUGCUGAAUGAUUUGUUACGCUUCGACGUUCGGGACAAGUCAUGGGGAAGGGCUUUCACAACUGGAAAUCCGCCCGCUCCACGUUACCAUCAUUCUGCUGUAGUUCACGAGAAGAGCAUGUUUGUUUUUGGGGGCUACACUGGGGACAUCCACUCUAACUCAAACCUGGCGAACAAGAAUGACCUGUUUGAAUAUAAUUUCACAACUGGUCAGUGGACUGAAUGGAAGUUUGAAGGCCGUAUGCCAGUGCCUCGGUCUGCCCAUGGAGCAGCAGUGUAUGAUAAUCGCCUCUGGAUCUUUGCUGGCUAUGAUGGCAAUGCACGGCUAAACGACAUGUGGUGCGUCUCCUUGCUAGGCGACUCGAGGACAUGGGAAGAAGUACCACAACGAGGUGACUGUCCACCAACAUGCUGCAACUUCCCAGUAGCUGUGGCUCGUGACAGCAUGUUUGUCUUCUCUGGCCAGAGUGGUGCAAAGAUCACCAAUAGCCUUUUCCAGUUCCACUUCAAGGACAAGUACUGGAGCAGGAUCUCUACUGAGCACAUCCUAAGGGGUGCACCAGCCCCGCCCACACGACGGUAUGGGCACACCAUGGUUGCCUUUGACCGACACCUGUAUGUUUUUGGAGGAACUGCAGACAGCACUCUACCAAAUGAUCUGCAUUGCUUUGACCUGGAUUCUCAGACAUGGUCCAUUAUUCAACCAUCCCCAGAUAGCGAGGUUCCAUCGGGGCGUCUAUUUCAUGCGGCUGCUGUGGUUGGGGAGGCCCAGUACAUAUUUGGUGGAACUGUGGACAACAAUGUGCGAAGCCGCGAGAUGUUUCGCUUUCAGUUCUCCUGUUACCCAAAGUGUACGCUGCAUGACGACUUUGGCCGCCUGCUCGAGACGCAGCAGUUCUGCGAUGUCCAGUUCCUUGUGGGUCUGGAGGAAGUGUCCAUUCUAGCACAUGUGGCUUUUGUGGCUGCCCGGUCAACUUGGCUUCGGGACAAAAUCAGCAAGGCACGAGAGGCGCAAGUGAUAAUUGAGGCUGAGGCUACUUUUGAUGGUGGUGGAAGUGUAUACCCAACUGCAGCUGCGCUUCAGGUGCGCCUCCCAGAUGCCGUGCCCGAGGCAUUUGAACUUGUGCUCACAUACAUCUACACUGAUCGCAUUGAUCCUACCAAAAAAAGUCGAGACCCUAUGAGUGACCGCAUUGUUCUUCUUAUGAUGGAUGUCUAUAGGCUGGCUGUGCAGUUCCACAUGAGGCGCUUGGAGCACCUGUGUGUCCAGUAUCUUGAGGCAGCCAUCAACCAUCGCAAUGUCCUUGUUGCCUUGCAAAAUGCCUCUGACUUGCGUCUGGACUUUAUCAAGGAGUUCUGCCUGAAGUUUAUUGUGAAGGAGAGCACCUACAACCAGAUUGUGAUGAGCAAGGAGUUUGAGACAAUUGCACAGCCACUCAUGGUAGAGAUCAUCCGACGCCGACAGAUGCCAGCUGUACGCUCACUGCUUGAGCCAAUGUUUGACUAUACUGGCACGACACUGGAGCAAGACAUGGAGACCUUCCUGAAGGAGACGGGUCGGGAGUUUUGUGACAUUACGCUGUUGCUUGACGGACACCCGAUCCCUGCUCACAAAUCAGUGCUUGUGGCUCGGUGCAGCUACUUCGAAGCCAUGUUCCGGUCCUUUAUGCCAGACCACAACACUGUGAAUAUUGCCAUUGGUGAGAUGAUUCCAUCCCUACAGUCCUUCAACACCUUAUUGAGGUAUAUCUACUAUGGUGACAUCAGUAUGCCUCCUGAAGAUUCUUUGUACCUUUUCUCUGCACCUUACUUUUAUGGCUUUACUAAUAAUCGCCUACAAGCUUUCUGCAAGGAGAACCUGGAGAUGAAUGUAACAUUUGAAAAUGUUAUUCAGAUUCUGGAAGCAGCUGACAGGAUCCAAGCUACAGACAUGAAAAAGCAUGCCCUUAGCCUCAUUGUGCAUCAUUAUCCAAAGGUUGCAAGACUGCCAAAGAUACGGAGCCUUAGCAAAGAUCUCCUGCUUGACAUCCUAGAAGCACUGGCGGAUGACAUGAGUGAUUCCAAGCUGUGUCAGGAUGUGUCGUCAGCGAGUCUAUGCAGUGAUUCUGCAGGAUCGGCAAGCUUGGUGCUAGAUCCAAGCCCUUACCACGAGAGUGGCUGCAAAUGAUCCUUGGUUCAAACUGCCCGGUACAAAUGUAUGCCUGAGCUUGUAGUGGUUGCAAGUUUUUCACCAACAUCAUGUGCCAUUAAGGUCUGGGAAGACUGGUAACAAGUGAAAUCUCACUGUCUACUCGUAAUUCUGCGUUAUGAUGAACUUGCCAACUAGCAAAUGGCCCAAGCUGCUUUCGCACAGUAUAGAUUGAUGCUUAGCAGAUGAUAACAGCAAAUGCAUCCUCUCCACAGCUGUUGCUGCAGAUUCAGAGACCAACUAGAAUUGACCACAGCCCUUUAUGUGCACCACAUCUCACUGUUGUAACUUGAACAUGUCACCAGCUAGACUGUGCAGCAGUUCACUGAGAUACAGAAAUCUUGUGCUUGUCACUCCAGGGUUGGGCUCACAAGACCAAUUGAUCCAUCUGUCAAAUGCUUUUACUUAAAGCACAACAUGGCAUGGUGGCGAGGCCUUGCACAUCUCUCUCUUCGUGUCCCACUUUCAGUAGCACCACUGCAAACUAAGCCUGUGGUCUGGGUAUGACACCACCUGCUAUUCAAUCUUAACCAAAGCUACAUCUGCAAGACAGCAAACAAGCUGUUCUAUGGUACUUACAAGAAAUGUGUGCCAAACAGGUGAGAACAGCAGGGUGGACCUGAAAGAACUAAAAUUGAAAGGUCUGUGUAUCUUAUCAAUAGUGUAACAUGAACAUUAUUUUGGAAGGUGUUUUGGGCCUGCACUUUGUUGAGAGUUCUCAGCCUACUUCUUGUAGGUGUCCCAUACGAAUCAACAGAAUUUUGAGGUAGUGUGCCGACACCAAGCUACCACCAUCUUUGUCAGUUCACUGUGUACUCCUGGUCUUCAUUACAUACACGUCUGGAAUACAUUUCUACA